GGAGGAGAAAAAAAAGUGGGGUGAGGACGGGAACCCACCAUUGAAAUUGGAGAAGGAAGAAAAAAAGGGAACCCUUUUUAUUCGCUGGCUUCUCGUACCUUGUCGGCGAACUCGCCGGAAUCUGAAUCCCUUCGCCGGCGGCUAGCUAUCGUUUUCGCUUAUCUUGUCACUCUUUUCAUUUUAGCUCUGUUUGCUUACUUCUGAGACCGAUUUUGCUGCUCAACUUUGGCGGCGAAGUGAGAGAGAGGGGAAGGGUAGAGAGAGAAAGAGAGAGAGGGAGGGGGUGAGAGAUGUAUGUAGUUCCUCCACCUCAGCGAUCCGAUCCGGGGACCAACGGUGAUUUGAGGGUUUACCAGGCAUGGAAAGGAAACAAUAUAUUCUUUCUUCAGGGAAGGUUUAUAUUCGGACCAGACGUAAGAUCAUUGGGGCUUACCAUACUUCUCAUUGCAGUCCCUGUCACAAUUUUCUGCGUCUUUGUCGCUCGGAAGCUAAUGAACGACUUCUCAGAUAGUUGGGGCGUAUCGAUAGUAGUUGUUGCUGUUGUGUUUACCAUUUACGAUUUGAUCCUUCUUCUGCUCACGUCCGGAAGAGAUCCCGGGGUUAUCCCGAGAAAUGUCCAUCCUCCAGAGCCUGAAAGCAUUGAUGGCAACACGGAUACAGGGGCUGGCCAGACUCCUCAGUUGAGAUUGCCUCGCAUUAAGGAAGUAGAGGUUAAUGGAGUCACGUUUAAGGUCAAGUACUGCGAUACUUGCAUGCUUUAUAGGCCACCUCGUUGCUCACACUGCUCGAUUUGCAACAACUGUGUGGAGAGGUUUGACCAUCACUGCCCUUGGGUCGGCCAAUGUAUUGGUCUGAGGAACUAUCGAUUCUUCUUCAUGUUUGUCUUCUCAACGACCCUACUCUGUAUAUAUGUGUUUGCUUUCUGCUGGGUCUAUAUCAGGAAGAUCACGGUGUCGGAGCAUACAAGCAUUUGGAAGGCGAUGCUAAAAACCCCUGCAUCCAUUGUUCUGAUAAUCUAUACGUUCAUAUCAAUGUGGUUUGUCGGGGGAUUAACAGCCUUCCAUUUGUAUCUUAUCAGCACAAACCAGACAACGUACGAGAAUUUCAGAUAUAGAUAUGACCAACGUACCAACCCACAUAACAAAGGAGUGGCUGAAAACUUCAAGGAGAUCUUCUGUUCACCGAUCCCACCCUCGAAGAACAACUUCAGGGCUAAGGUUCAACGGGAAACUCCUCUACCUUCGAGACCUGUGGGUGGCGGUUUUAUGAGUCCAAACAUGGGAAAGGCAAAUGAUGACAUCGAAAUGGGAAGGAAAGCGGUGUGGGCAGACAUGGGACCAGCAAUGGGCGAACAUGGAGAUGGAAAACUCGGUAACAAUGAGAGGUUACAUGUGAAAGAUGGCGAGCUGGGGGAGUUGUCCCCCGACAUUAGGAACACAGUGACGGAUGGACCAUCUGACAGGACGGGGAUUAUGCAUCCGAGGCGGUCAAGCUGGGGAAGGAACAGCAGAAGCUGGGACAUGUCACCUGAAGUUACUGCCUUGGCGGCCAGAAUUGGAGAUCAGAAUCAAGUCGGAGGCAGUGGCAGUGGCAGUGGCAGUGGCUUAGCCAUGGAGAGCCGACCCGUGUAGUGGUCUGAUGCUGGUUAACACGCAGGGACAAGAACUGAAAGACAGGAUCUGGUCUGGCGAAUACAGUUUAGAGAAAGUUGAGGGCUUGUUUCAAUCUUGAUGCUUUUUUUUUAAAAAAUGUGGGAAAGAGUUUGUGUUGGUUUUGGCUUUAUUGUGGCGUUAAGGGAAGCAAUGGUGUUUGCGAUAUGAGUUUUUUUGUUUUUUUAAAUUCAGGUUAUGGAUUUGGAUGUGUCAAUUAGGGCUCUAGUUGUACUACUUGUGUUCAUACAGUUAAUUAGAAAUCUCUGUUUUAUGACCGAAAUCUUUGUUUUCUUUA
Molecule: messenger RNA, 1947 nt
Organism: Tarenaya hassleriana
Lineage: Eukaryota; Viridiplantae; Streptophyta; Magnoliopsida; Brassicales; Cleomaceae
Product: probable protein S-acyltransferase 7
Exons: 6
Coding region: 291-1631 (446 amino acids)
Biological process (GO): protein targeting to membrane; peptidyl-L-cysteine S-palmitoylation
Cellular component (GO): Golgi apparatus; endoplasmic reticulum
Molecular function (GO): protein-cysteine S-palmitoyltransferase activity
Source: RefSeq, a predicted model, not a curated record